Molecule: messenger RNA, 2898 nt
Organism: Colletotrichum costaricense
Lineage: Eukaryota; Fungi; Ascomycota; Sordariomycetes; Glomerellales; Glomerellaceae
Product: PCI domain-containing protein
Exons: 6
Coding region: 1-2898 (965 amino acids)
Biological process (GO): fatty acid beta-oxidation
Cellular component (GO): mitochondrion
Molecular function (GO): acetyl-CoA C-acetyltransferase activity
Source: RefSeq, a predicted model, not a curated record
AUGUUUAUCAGACAAUCAUCGAGGCUUCCUAGCCAAUUGGCUAGGCAAGCAGCUUCCCGUCAGUUCUCCACGCGAGCUGCGCUUCGGCAAGAGAUUCGGGACGCAUACAUUAUUAGUGCCUCGAGAACACCGACAGCAAAGGCAAAAACAAACGGUUCAUUCAAUGGCUCAUUCACGAGUGUAACUGCGCCGCAGCUGGGCGCCGUCGCCAUCAAGUCCGCAAUCGAAAAGUCCAAAGUCCCCGUCGACAAGAUCACCGACGUGUACAUGGGUAAUGUCCUACAAGGAUCCGUUGGGCAGGCGCCGGCUCGCCAGGCUCUGAUCUUUGCCGGUCUCCCGUCUAGUGUGGAAGCGAUCACCAUCAACAAGGUCUGCGCAUCCGGCAUGAAAGCCGUUGUUUUUGCCGCACAAAACAUCCAGCUCGGUCUGUCGGAGGCGCAGGUUGCUGGUGGCAUGGAGAACAUGACGAGGGUGCCUUAUUAUGUGCCCCGCGCUUCUAGCCUGCCGCCAUUCGGGCAUGUCCAGAUGGAGGACGGCCUGAUCAAGGACGGGUUGACUGACGUCUACGACAAAUUCCACAUGGGCAACUGCGCCGAGAACACGGCUAAGAAGUACGAUAUUUCUCGCGAGAUGCAAGACGAGUACGCUAUCGAGUCCUACAAGCGCGCUCAGGCUGCGUGGAAAGCCAACGCCUUUGCCGAGGAGAUCGCUCCUGUUACUGUUCGCGGAAGGAAGGGCGACACAGUUAUUGAGUCUGAUGAGGGAUACCUCGACGUCAAGUUCGACAGGGUGCCUACCCUGAAACCGGCCUUUGUGCGCGACGGCACCGGCACUGUCACUGCUGCCAACUCCUCCACGUUGAACGACGGUGCCAGUGCACUUGUUUUGGGCAGCAAGGAGAUUGCGCAAAAAUACGGUUCCGAUUCUCGAGUGCUGGCAAAGAUCUGCGGCUCGGCCGACGCCGCGGUUGAUCCUAUCGACUUCCCCAUCGCUCCAGCCAAGGCGGUACCCAUCGCACUUGAGAGAGCGGGUAUCACCAAAGACCAAGUCGCCGUAUGGGAGUUUAACGAAGCUUUUGCCGCUGUCAUCAAGGCAAACGAAAAGAUUCUCGGAUUGGAGGGUGCUCGGGUUAACCCUCUCGGCGGAGCGAUCUCCCUCGGCCACGCCCUGGGUAGCUCCGGAUCACGAAUUAUCGUCACUCUGCUGCACCAGCUGAAGCCUGGCGAAUACGGUGUUGCAGCCAUCUGCAACGGAGGCGGCGCGGCCACGGCGAUCGUCGUGCAGCGUGUCGAGUCCGUCCAGAUCCGCACAUUCGUCCGUGCUCAAAACAUCGACGAGCUCCGGAAUUGGCUCCUCGUCGAGCCCAAUGCAAAUCAACAAUAUCACGCCCUCGCCAAUGAGCUGCGGACGCAGUUCCGCUCAUCACGGCAUGGCUCCAACGGGACAAGCAGCACAGCGCUCGAGAGCACGAUAGAGAAAUGCCUCCCCGAAGAGGACGACGUGCCCGAGGGCCAGGGCUCACCGUGGCCCGGCUUUGUGACUUUUAUGAAGGACUACAUGGUCUUCUGGCGCGACGUCGACUAUGAUGACCUUUUGGGUGCGCACACGUUGCUCAGUGGGCUGGUAAACUCCUGUAGUACCGCCUUUGCCCACCCUACCUAUGGAGGUAUGCUACUAAAGACGGCAAUUUCCCUCUGCGAGUCCCUGUCGCGCCUGACAAUGAUGUUGUCAAAGCGUCCGGAUCUUACGCGCAACAUCCGUAACGUCGACGCCGACGACCGCAAGUCCAUUGCCGAAUCCUCGGCUGAGAUCAUUCAAAAGAUCUUCACCACUUGCCUUACGGACCGUUCUAGCGCGCGGUACAGCAAGCCGGAAGGCAAGAAGGUUGGCGUUUACAUGUUCGCCAACCUAGUGCUAAAGCUCCUCUUCGCCUGUCGGAGAACGCAUCUUGCGAAACAAAUAUUCACAAAUAUCUCCACAAAUUCGCCACCAUUAUCGUUCUAUCCGGCAUCACAGCGCGUCAACUUCCUCUACUACCUAGGCCGCUUCAACCUCGCAAACUGUCACUUCCUCCGCGCAGCGCUCUGUCUCGAAGAGGCCUACCUUCAGAUCCCACCACCCCUCAUAUCUCAUCGCGCCCUGGUCCUCAGCUACCUCGUCCCUUGCAACUUCUUGCUGGGCCGUCUACCCUCCCAGCUCCUGCUCUCUCGCCCUGAGGCAUCAGCCCUCGUACCAGUCUACCAACCACUGAUUCAAGCGAUCCGCAAGGGAGACUUUGUCCUCUUCCAACAGACGCUGGCCCAGCACGAGAAAUAUCUCUUUGAUAAGGGCCUCCUCCUCGUUCUCACUCAUCGCCUCAGACCUCUGCUCUGGCGCUCCCUCUCCCGCAGAACAUUUCUCCUCACCUACGCUCCGGGCCAAGACGACGCAAACCCCUCCAACACAAACCGACGCGCCGCAACAAUGGACCUCGCGGACCUCCACGCAACGUCCCAGUACCUCCAACACCGCCUCGAAGGCUACAUCCCCUCCAAGUCGCCUUCCUCCUUCGCACCGUCGACAGCGUCCCCCGCUUUCCUCAAAGCAGUAAGCCACGACGCGGCCUCGACGCUCGUCCCGCCGCCUGGCGGGCCCAAGAAGCUGCGCCCCAACGAGGGACUGGUCUGGGGUAACUCCCCCGUGGAGAUGGACGACGUGGAGAUGAACGUCUCGGUGCUGAUCCAGCUCGGCUUCAUGCACGGCUUCAUUGCGCACUCGCAGGGGAGGUUCGCCGUCAUGGGUGCCACGAAGAAGAGUCCCGUGUUGGCUGGGUGGCCGACGCCGUGGACGGCUAUUCGGGAGAGGCAGUACGAGGAGGAUCUGGAUUUGGAUCAUGUGCCUGGGUGGGUGAAGGGUUGA